UGGGGCUGUGUGUCCCAUUGAAAAGGCGGCCGCACUCCGGACCGUGAGCACUCACUUCAAGCCAGGGAACGUGGAAGGCGCCAGGGGAGGGAGAGCGAGGAAAAAUAAAAGAGAAAGAGAGAAAUAAAAAGGGGGCCAGAGCACGACUGCAAGAAGCAGAGGAGACCUAGCAAGGGAGUGAAGGAAGCUCUCGGGGGAGAGAGAGGGGGGCGAGAAGGCGAGACAAGCAGAAGCAAGGAGAGGGGCGAGCAGGAGCAGGAGCAGGCUCCUCACCCGCUUGCCUUUUUUUUUUUUUUUUUUGCAAGAAGGAGCGGCUAGCGGCAGCCUCACACGCGAGCGCCACGCGAGGCUCCCGAAGCCAACCCGCAAAGGGAGGAGGGGAGGGAGAAGGAGGAGGAGCGGUGGGAGGCGGAGGAAAGCCAUUGCCACCUUCCAUUCCCCCACCCUCAGAGCCUCCCUCUCUUUUUUUCUUUUUCUUUCUUUCUUUCUUUCUUCUUUUUUUUAAACUUCGCUCCAGACCCCUUCCCUUCUGUCCCUUUCCUCUCCUGCUUUGCCCCCGACGUCUCCGCUUUCCCUCCUCCCCGCGCAUCCCCUCCUCUCCAUCCCUCCCUCUCCCGGCUUCCCCGUCUCCUGGCGGCCCAUGGAGAGCCCCUCCAAGAUGGAAAGCAGCGGGGUCAGCCAGCAGCCUCCUCCCCCGCCGCCGCCGCCGCAGCCCCAGCCCCAGCCGCCGCCCCAGCCCCAGCCCCAGCCCCAGCCCCAGCCGCAGCCGCAGCCGCAGCCGCUGCCGCCGCCGCCGCCGCAGCCCUUCCUGCAGCCCGCCGCCUGCUUCUUCGCGGCAGCGGCGGCGGCGGCGGCAGCGGCUGCGGCGGCCGCCCAGAGCGCGCAGCAGCCGCCCCAGCCCCCGCAGCAGCAGCAACAGCAGCAACAGCAGCAGCAGCAGCAGCAGCAGCAGCUGAGCCCGGCCGAUGGCCAAGCCUCGGGGGGCGGUCACAAGGCAGCGCCAAAGCAAGUGAAGCGGCCGCGCUCGUCGUCGCCGGAGCUGAUGCGCUGCAAGCGGCGCCUCAACUUCAGCGGCUUCGGCUACAGCCUGCCGCAGCAGCAGCCGGCCGCCGUGGCCCGGCGCAACGAACGCGAGCGCAACCGCGUCAAGCUGGUCAACCUGGGCUUCGCCACGCUGCGCGAGCACGUCCCCAACGGCGCGGCCAACAAGAAGAUGAGCAAGGUGGAGACGCUGCGCUCGGCCGUCGAGUACAUCCGCGCGCUGCAGCAGCUGCUGGACGAGCACGACGCGGUGAGCGCAGCCUUCCAGGCCGGCGUGCUGUCGCCCACCAUCUCCCCCAACUACUCCAACGACUUGAACUCCAUGGCCGGCUCGCCGGUCUCGUCCUACUCGUCCGACGAGGGUUCUUACGACCCGCUCAGUCCAGAGGAGCAAGAACUUCUGGACUUUACAAACUGGUUCUGAACGCCUCCUGCAGCCCAGGCCCGAGGGAAAGCAAACUUUUGGAGCAGGGUGACCGGAGAGAACCUGCCUCUUUAGCAUUUUCUUUUCUCCGGGAGGAAGAAGACGAAAUCCAGCCCUCUCCCCUUUCCUCCCCCAAACAACACGCAAACAAACAAAAAGCAACGCCGUGGCUUCAGUUGCGUAUCUUCACCUCCCCGAGAGGCCAUGAAGUACAGCUCUGUACUGCGCUAGUGUCUUUGCACCUCGCUUCCUGAAGAGGAGGAUGAACAUUGACUUAGGGGCCUCUGUUUUGGGGGGCGGGGUGUGUGUGCAGAGAAGCCUAUGAGCUGCUCAGUGGCAAUGGAGUCAGAAGAGGGGGGAAUAGCACAUUUUUAUCGUAUACAUAUGAACGGUAACAUCCAAGCCUAGAGCCUAAAGUUCCCCCCCCCCAUGACACCCCCUUCCCAAACCCAUCUCCCAAAGUACACUUCUUAAUCCAUCAGGAAUGGGUGGCGGGACUUUCCUCCUUGACUCGCUACGGACCUACAUUUACUUCCCCCAUCAGUUCGUCUGCAAUGAAAGUAUGCUGUAUUCAGAGUCCUUUGAAAUCAUCCUCUCCUAGUCCCCCUUCCCCCUCCUGACUCAGACCUCCCCCCUUCCUUGACAUCUUUUCUACCGUAUUCAUCUUAAAAUGCUUCCAAUCUUUUGUGAAUUUUUUUUAUUAUGAAAAAAAAUCUAUUUGUAUCUAUCCUAACCAGUUUGGGGAUAUAUUAAGAUAUUUUUGUAUAUAAGAGAGAAAGAAAGAGAGAGAGAAAAGAGAUUUAUAGAAGUUUUGUACAAAUGUUUUAAAAUGUGUAUAUCUUGAUACCUUACUUAAUAUGUGAUGCUUAUUACCUCUGCCUGUUUUAGAUCAGUAGUCACCACCACAACUGCCAUGUUUUGUAAUUGGUUGUGUAAAGGACCCUCCUUACAGGUGGGGCGGAGAAGCUGCCGGAUGUACUUUAGCACCAAUGUGUCUUACUUUAUAGAAACUUUGUUAAUGUAUUAAUAAUGUUAAACCCUGUUGGAGGAGGGGACAAAGUUUAUGCAGCUAUUGUCCAAACGCAAAAAAAAAAAUGGUAGCCAUUGGUUUUCCUAUCGCUGCCUUGUUUUGGGAGAACUGAAAACCACUGCCUAUUUUUCUUACUGUUUUAUUACAAACUUACAAAGUUCCUGUAUAACCCUGUUUUAUACAAACUAGUUUCGUAAUAAAACUUUUUGUUUUUGUUUU
Molecule: messenger RNA, 2714 nt
Organism: Dromiciops gliroides (monito del monte)
Lineage: Eukaryota; Metazoa; Chordata; Mammalia; Microbiotheria; Microbiotheriidae
Gene: ASCL1
Product: achaete-scute family bHLH transcription factor 1
Exons: 2
Coding region: 641-1465 (274 amino acids)
Biological process (GO): neuron differentiation; positive regulation of transcription by RNA polymerase II; sensory organ development
Cellular component (GO): RNA polymerase II transcription regulator complex
Molecular function (GO): protein dimerization activity; RNA polymerase II transcription regulatory region sequence-specific DNA binding; DNA-binding transcription factor activity, RNA polymerase II-specific
Source: RefSeq, a predicted model, not a curated record